Messenger RNA from Fonsecaea nubica, 2346 nucleotides. RefSeq lists its product as hypothetical. Bases 1 to 2346 code for a protein of 781 amino acids. The transcript has a single exon. The record is from RefSeq and is a predicted model, not a curated record. Lineage: Eukaryota; Fungi; Ascomycota; Eurotiomycetes; Chaetothyriales; Herpotrichiellaceae.
AUGAGCCUGUCAUGUCCUCACCGGCACGUUUCAUACGCGACGUGGCGCUUGGACGUCAUUCGAACACUAUGUCGGUCCGUCGACGACCCUCGCCCCAGUCCAUCAGCCUCCCUCCGACGAGAAUAUGCCAGGACUCAUUCGCGCAAGACCAAUGCCAGGACUUCUCAAUCCACGCCCAAGGACAAGGACGGUGACAAACCAAAGACACACGAUGGAACAGCACCGGAAACUCCGUCUCACACGAAACUAGACAAGAAAGAAUCCCCGCGCGGGGGAUCCUUCAGUCCGUUCAGCGAACCUAGUCGUCGAGCCAUCAAAGAGCUACUUUCGGAUCUGAAGAAAGCAAGCAAGAAGAUCCAAUUAGGGAAUGAAAGUGCCGAAUCCUACAGCUUUGGACCACACAGGUCGCUGAAUCUUGAUGCACCCGCAGACGUGGACACGCAAGAUAGCCUAGUUCCGCGGCUGUCAACCAACGUUCCCUUGCGAAAGUAUCACUCUACCCAGGAAGAGUCUUCGGACGCGACCAAUGCCGGAGGACACCAAGCUAUUAAGGACAUUCUCACGGAACUUGAAGAUAUAAGUAAGAGUGUCCUAUCCAAGGAUGAAGAUGGCACUGGUACACGCCUUCGAGGAGGGAUACCUUUACUCCCCGAGUCACCAAUCAUCGCACAGGUCGCCAACGAGGCGAGACGACGUGAGGAAAGGAAAGAGCACCCAUCCUAUCGACGCAUCAAAGGGUUAAAGAAUAACCCGUGGGCGGAGAUUCUCGCGAGCCCCAUCCGAGCUUGUCAAGGUAGCGGCGCAAGACUGCCAGCCGACCUUUUGUUGGACUUUGGAUAUGUCAAGAAUGAAAAAGACGGCAAGAUAUAUCUGAUGCCUGCAGAGCUUGCGGACGUCGAUGCUCUAGAAGCAAAACUGGCAGAAGAACUGGCGAUAUUGGAGGGUCAAUCACAAACACUCGACAAUGUGACUAGGCUGAAGACAGGCGAUCAUUUUGUCGCCAAAGAUGGACUGAUGGGAGAUGAUGGUGGUGCAGAUGAUUCACCAAGCAGUCCAACAGAAGCCGCCCAGAAGACCACCAACUAUCCAUCAACACCUCGAAGACACAUCCCUAUACAGAGCCGUCUUUUGCCCAACAUCACUUUCCUGCGCCUGGUAACCCACCAAGCAACCCAACCCACCAGGAAAGCGUCCAGAUCUUCAUCACCAACUACACUCGAGACGAUUCCCGGCCAGGUGGGCAAGUUAGUCCACUUCGACGCCCGUGAGUCCACGUCAACCGCGCAGCAUUACCUGCAAAACAAGUAUCGUUUUGACGCGCUUGCUAGUGGGCAAGGUACAGACAAGGAGCACCAAAUGGACUCUGAUCCAUCCUCAGCCGAGCAAGGGAGAACUAGGUUCAACUUGAACAAGUUGCAAUGGCAGCCUGAUGUAUAUCUUCGGAUCGCAGAUAUUAUGCGAAAACGCAUUCUCGUUGCCAUGAAGAUGCUGGCAGAUUCGGAGUCGGCUGCCAAAUCCGAGGCGCUCCCCGUCAGGCCAUUGGGUGUUAUUGCCCUGCCGACACCUCGGGAUGGGAAUUUCAAGGGUGAAGAGCUGCGACGGUUGAUGAGGGGAUCACGAUCUACGGCCGUAUCUGCUGGUAUCAGAAUUCGAGCCGUUACAAGUGAACCAAAAGAAGAACUGUCUGCAAAAGCCGGAUCUCCUUCCACUUCGGAAGCCGGCAUGGAAAGGCCGGCUCAAUUCGCUCCUCUCACCGCCCAAGAACCAGAUUACUACACGCUUGGCCAUUCAGAGUGGCUCCCCGGAAGCGUCUUUCUACACGUCGGCAACGAGGACGAUGCGCCUCCUUAUCCCUCGGACUCGUCAAUGACCCCCCUCCCACCCUUAACGUCAAACAACCCCCUGAUCCCUCCUAUGAUCACCGUUCUGGAUACAUAUCGGUUCCCGGUCUUCUCGCUUCGUCGUCUAUUUGCGAAUGCAUCGGCACCGGGGUCUUCUGACCUGGAAGAACUCGAUAGUCUGAUUAGAAGAGAGUCGAUCUUCCAGCAUCCCAAGACAGCGGACUAUCUCCUUCUAGUACGCCCCAUACCCGGUCCGGCAAAGGCCGUCAUCGAAGAAGUUUGGCGUCUCUGGCGGUACCUGGGUGGCAGGAACAUGGACGUGUCCUUCGCCUCCGACACCAAAGGAGAGCCGAGGCCCGACAAGAAAGACGCUGACGAAGAGAACGGCCAUGAUAGAGGGUCCGAUGGAAAGAAGACAAGGAGCGCGCGCGAGCACAGCGCCGGAACCAAUGCAAAGAAGGACAAAUCGACCAGCAGAACUCAGUUGCGCCCCAGGCGGUCCUAG